CUCACAUAUAUAUAUUUAUAUAUAUAUAUACAACUCGUCUAAACAUCAGCCCAACAAUGUUAGAUCUGUAAAUUUGCUUUCGCAAAUUUUUUGUUCUUCCCUCGCCGGGAUUAUAUAAACUACAUUAAGAACUAUAAUCAUUUACAAUUAUUAUACGGACUUUAAUAUGUUCUUUUCAGGGCAAUUUAUAUCUAGUAAAAUGGGAAGGUUAUCCAUAUACUGAGACAACCUGGGAACCACAAUCGCACAUCGAUCAAGAUUCUCUGUCUGAAUAUUUUCCAAAGAAAAUCGAACACCAGCGCUUACUGUCAGCAGCAAACGCGCUCGAGGACGCUAUUCAUGAUCGACUAAGACGAGGCAACAGAAAUAACAGAUCCGUGGUCAAAUUUGAUCUUGACAUUUUUAGAUAUUGCUUUCAUAGCGACAAAGCUGUAUUACUGAACUCUACACAAGAUUUUUCAAGACUUCCUUUAAGUAACAGUUGGUACUAUAAGAUUGCUCAAAACGGAACUGGUCAGAAAAUCAAAUUCCCAAUUUUGCUCACACCAAAACUGCGUAUGAGAAAGAUAUACGUUAAAAUUGACGACAAAGUCGUAUUGGAAACCAAGCCAAUUGAAACAUUAUGUGUAACUUCUGCAACUUGUAACUUUUUGUAAGCCAAUUGUUCAACCGUGUGUUUAUUUGUGUUUUGUAAACUAUUUAUUGUAUAUACUUUAGCAGCUUUAAAGUUUCUUGAUAAAAAAAGUGAACAUGUCAAAACACUUAUCACCAUACCAGAAAUUUAAAUUCCUAAGCACUAUAAGCCUAGGAUCGCAAUUUCCGUUUUAAAAAGAGAUUUCCAAUCCGAAGAUAAAAUUUCUCUUACAAUUGACAUUAAGUAUUCCUUUGUGCGUGAACUUCACAAAGCAAAGUGUGAUUUUCCAGAACUUAGCUACAUUUGUAUAUUAAACUCCCAGUUAAAACCAGUAUAUCUGAAACCGUGCGAUCGACUUGAUGAAAGACUGCGACGAAUCUGUAGUGAAGUAUCAUCAAUAUACAAAAGACAAGUUGGAGGUCGUCAAAAAGAAAAACUGGACGAGAAAUUGAAAAAGCUAGCCGUUUACGAUACCGAAAUUGAAAUCGCAUCAAAACUAUAUGCAGAUGUAUCCAAGUUUGAAAAAGACAAUGUAAAGUUGACAGAAAAAUAUCGCUUACUGCUGAAAGAAUUAAUUGAAACAAAUAAAAAGUUUGCAGAAGUUGAAAAAGAAUUGUCUGAGAAUAUGACUGCUCUAGCUGAUGUAACCAAAGAUAAAGAAGCAUUGCUUGAUUGUUUAGGGGUUCAAACAGCGGAACCAGUCUCCUAUGUGCAUACAGGUAAAAACGUUGACGCUAUGUCAAGAACUCAGAAGUACCGAAUUACCAGAACACUUAAAAGUAAAAUGGAAAAAGCACUGUGGUUUGCAGAUUCUUACGGUUUGCGCCCGACGGCUGUCAAACUAUUAAAUUCCAACGGUGAUCCAGUAAGCGUCCCACUUGGCAAUUCUGUACCUUCUGAUGAUAUAGAAAGAAUGAACGAAAUCUUAUUUAUUCUUGACAAGUUUAAAAUAAGUGACAACGCUUAUCAUGAAAUAGUUAUGAAAACAGGAGAUCUACCGAAGCUACACUCUAUUGUUAGCAUUAGGGAAAAAACAAAUAACACGUUUGCAAUCCAUCGCACUCCCGGUAACACUCCCGGUGCUUAUGUUAGUCUGAAGUCCGAACUGAUCAAUAUCAUCAAGACCAGGGCAUUUGAUCAACAAGACAAAAUACAAAUAAAAAUUUCGGGAGAUGGUACAAAAGUUACACGCAUAUCAAACUUUAUUGUCAUUUCGUUUGCAAUUUUGUCAGCGGAAAAAUUGUCUGCUGAAGAACUUGUAGUACUUGCCAUCGUUAGAACUUCCGAAAAGUAUGAAAAUCUUGAAGAAUGCCUUUCCCCAGUUUUUUCUGAGAUAAAUGAACUGUAUUCAUGUAAACACAUACAGGUUGACAGUAAAUUAUAUAAGCUAGAAAUUUUCUUUGGCGGCGACAUGAAAUUUAUUCAAAUUUGCUUAGGUCUUGGGUCGUCGACCGGCCAAUACGCAUGUCCUUGGUGUAAAGUACAUAAGCAGGACAGAGGGGACGUGUCUAAGCCCUGGAACUUUUACCAUUUGAACGAAAAUGUAAGAACUACAUCUGAAAUAAAAGAAAUUUACAAGGGCACAUUAAAACCCAAUUAUACGGAGUGA
This is a messenger RNA of Mytilus californianus (California mussel), 2243 nucleotides long. RefSeq lists its product as uncharacterized. The transcript is spliced from 2 exons. Lineage: Eukaryota; Metazoa; Mollusca; Bivalvia; Mytilida; Mytilidae. The coding region runs from base 1260 to 2243 and encodes 327 amino acids. The record is from RefSeq and is a predicted model, not a curated record.